AUGCCUGCAAAAACUAGACCAAUUGCUAAAUUUGCGAAGGCUGUCACUAUGUGUUCAACAGAGGUUUCCGUAUAUGGCAAAUGUGUUGUAGCUGACUACAACUCAGUUCAGAAAGACAAGUGCCUAACCGAAUUUCUCCGGUUGAAAGAAUGCUACAUUGCUUCAUCAAAGAAAUGUUGCUAG
Messenger RNA from Blumeria graminis f. sp. triticale, 183 nucleotides. Lineage: Eukaryota; Fungi; Ascomycota; Leotiomycetes; Helotiales; Erysiphaceae. The record is from the annotation of a GenBank genome assembly.